Messenger RNA from Bactrocera neohumeralis, 1577 nucleotides. RefSeq names its product odorant receptor 7a-like. The transcript has 4 exons. Gene Ontology annotation, cellular component: plasma membrane. The record is from RefSeq and is a predicted model, not a curated record. Lineage: Eukaryota; Metazoa; Arthropoda; Insecta; Diptera; Tephritidae. Gene Ontology annotation, biological process: sensory perception of smell; detection of chemical stimulus involved in sensory perception of smell. Gene Ontology annotation, molecular function: odorant binding; olfactory receptor activity. Bases 134 to 1336 code for a protein of 400 amino acids.
AAUACUUAUGCAAAAAAAUCAGGUGAUGUACACGUCUCUAACAUUUAUAAGGGCAUGAGUUGCGAAAAAGUGAACAGAAUCUGGUUUAACUUCAACUGAGUAGUUUUAGAGACAGCCAGUGGUCUCCAGGAAUAUGCGCAAACUCAACGAUUUGUUAUAUGGACGUGGCGCCACGAAGUUCGAGACCAAUGAAUCGUUCCAGCUUUUAUUUGAAUUUUGGUCUCUGGUUGGUAUUAAGCCACUAAAACUGUACGGAUGGCGUGGUAUGGUACAAAUGUGCUUUUGCUGGUUUCUACUUCUCCUGUGUCCGUUUACCUUCUUUAUGGGCUACCUGCAUACGUUAGAAACUGAGCUUUUAACUGUUCAACUUAGCAUUUUGCAAGCAAUAUUUAAUAUUCUGGGACUGCCAAUCAAGGCGAUUGUCAUUACAAUUUUGGUAACGCAUUUACGAAGCGCCGAGCCGAUCUUUGCUCGUAUGGAUGCACGCUACCAGGGCGUCGCGAGUCGCGAGCAGAUAAAAAAUUGCGUUAUCACCAGCAUACGCUUUUUCGCCAGCGUUAUAAUUGUGUUUAAUUUUUAUGGCUGCACCACAUAUCUCCAAGCUCUUCUCACAGGAAGCUAUCCUAUGCACGCAUGGUUGCCAUUCAUUGAUUCUAUUUCUCAGCCAACCAUAAGAUAUUGGGCACAUUUUAGUUUCGAAUUUUUUCACAUGGUUUUCCUUUUGUCGGUGCAAGCCUCAAUGGAUGCGUUCCCGGCAAUUUAUAUACGAAAUUUACGCACACAUUUCAAUCUGUUGACGGAACGUGUUAGUCAUUUGGGCGAGAAUCCAGAGUUUACUGAUGAACAGAACUAUGAAGAAUUGGUGGAUUGUAUUGUAACCCAUCAGGAAUUGCUGGAGGCGAAAAAUGUCGUUGGCUCCGUCUGCUCGAUAACACUAUUUAUUCAAUUUGUUAUUGUUGCCUUCGCUCUCUGCGUUUCUUUGCUAAAUUUUUUCGUGUUUGCUGAUCGCCGACAACAGAUGUUGACAGUAGUCUAUUAUUUAGGCGUUAUAUUUCAGAUCAUGCCUACUUGCUAUCAAGCAUCGAUGAUAGAAGAUGAUAGCGCCAAGCUGCCUGACGCCAUUUUCCAUUGCAAUUGGUUGGCCAUGGACAAGCGUUCCCGCAAACUCAUCAUCUACUUCAUACAUCGUUCUCAGGAGAACAUUACCUUUGUUGCACUCAAAUUCUUCAAAAUCGAUCUGACAACCAACCUGUCGAUUGUCAAAUUUGCGUUUUCAUUAUACACAUGGAUGAUCAACAUGGGCUUUGGGGACAAUUUGAAGGAUUUUUUGGAAUAAAUAGGUGUAUUGUCAGCAAACUAGCGAUAUCUGACUACGCCAAGUUGUGCUGGGAGUUUGGGUUAUGUUGAUAUUUGACAAAGGUCAAAAUUGGCUUACUGGUGUUAUCCACUCAUGUUAGACAUUGGAAAUAGCGGAUGUUUGGAAAAUCGGUCCUUUUCAAUAUAUUUAUAUUAGUUUAACUAACUUAUGAUAUUAUUGAUUAAAAAUUUAUGGCACUCUAGUAGAACAGAAUACAUAU